UCACAAGCUGGACAUGUUCUGCUCAUAAAGGCAGCACGUAGUGCUGUGCAAGCACUGCUAUAACCCUACGGAAGUUUUCUACCAGCAAGCGGGCGGCUAUUGUACAGCGUGAGGAUUUCUUGCUGCUAACCGGUGUUUGGAGAGAAUGGGACGUAGCUACUCAAAACCAGUUACACCAGCGCCCAUUUCCACUACUGUCACUGUACAAACAACUGUACAGACACCUACUGCAGCCCUGCCAGGUUCAGAAGGCGAAUCCUUGUUUGAUAACCCUGAAAUAUUCUACUUAGCACUAGCCUUUAUCUCUGGCAUCCUGUCAACUCUUCUGGUGGUUGCAGUCAUCUACCUCAUCAGAAAAAGGUAUAAGAGAUCCCAGCAAAAUCUACAAGAACAGGUUCCUUCCAAGGCACCGUGUGAGGAAUCUGCUGAAAACACCCAGAAUGAGGUCUCUUACGCCUCUGUGGUCAUCAAGCCCCGACCGAAAGCAGCACCUGUUUGACAGUGGAACUUUGCCAUGAGAGCACCUGCACUUUCUGCAUGUUGGAUGCCAUGGGAUUGUUGCACGGAGGACUGUAGUGGCUGCAGUACAUAACAUCAGCAGAAGUCAUAGCUGGGAGGAGAAAACAGCAUCUCCUGUUCUACAACUCUUGCCAACACUGAGGACAAGUUGCUUUCUCUACCGCCUUCCCUCAUCCGUAGAGCAAUCCUGGUGACAACCUGUUGCACAGUUUCCGUGUGGGUUUCUGCCAUUGCUUGGAACUGCUGAAGAGAACUGAGAAACAGAAGUGUUUCUCUGCACCUGUUCACAUCUGUGCCCUUAUUUCCCUGUUCAGUCUCUGGCUGCAGCGUUUUUGAUAAGAGCGCCCGAUGCUUUGGUUAAAUUGCUGAACUAUAUUAUGAUGAACCACUGCGGGGCAGCACCGAGCAGCUGCUGCUGGAAGGAAUCGGUUCCAUCUACCGGCAGCGAUCGCAUCUCCAAGUUGUGAUGUACUCAUUCAGUGACUUCCUUUGCCCAGCUGCUUCAUUAAGGGUGGGACCACGUAACAGGGUGGGUUUGGGCAGCAGCAAGGAUUACAUCAGAUAAUGAACUAAGGUCUCUGAUCGUUGUUAAAGGAGCAGGCACUGGCUUUUAUGUAGUUUAUAGAGCUACAUAACAGAAGGAUGAACUCCCCUUUGAUUGUUUUCCCAGACCACUUUUACUAUGCAAAGAUGAAGAAAAAAGAGCCUUGCCUUGAAUUGCCUCUGUUCAGCUUAAGCCGUGUUCCCUGAAACCAAACUGUGCUAUAGCAUCUACUCUGCAGCUUCUGAGCUGUUGGGACUCCUGCUAAAACAAAGCAGGGAUUUAUUGUAACACUUUGACUUUGCAUAAAGUCCAUUUAAUAUUUAUUA
This is a messenger RNA of Coturnix japonica (Japanese quail), 1389 nucleotides long. It is a transcript of the gene C38H1orf162, whose product is annotated as chromosome 38 C1orf162 homolog. NCBI's taxonomy places the organism in Eukaryota, Metazoa, Chordata, Aves, Galliformes, Phasianidae. The record is from RefSeq and is a predicted model, not a curated record.